Molecule: messenger RNA, 1050 nt
Organism: Didymosphaeria variabile
Lineage: Eukaryota; Fungi; Ascomycota; Dothideomycetes; Pleosporales; Didymosphaeriaceae
Exons: 3
Coding region: 1-1050 (349 amino acids)
Biological process (GO): carbohydrate metabolic process
Source: RefSeq, a predicted model, not a curated record
AUGCUCUCCAAAGCUUCUCUCAAUCUAGUUCUCUUAGCAGGGCUGAUAGCCCCUUCCGAUGGCGCGAUCUUCUCUCGAGAGGUCUCCAAGGCCAAUCUCGAAGCUGCCUAUGGCGCCUUGCAGCAAUGGUAUAAUCACUCCAAUGGUCUCUGGAUACCAAGCCUUACUGUCCUCACUGGGGUAGCUACCGUAGACACUAGUAUGAAACAACAGAUAGCAGGUGUGAUUGCAGAGACUUUUGUGAAAGCGCCGCAUUACAGUCCGGAGAUGGCGAAAGUCGUAGAUAUGGAAAAUGAAAGGUAUCUGAUGCAAACAUUCUAUGGAGACCGAUGGCCUUUUCUUCCUCCAUGGUAUGUGCAGCAGCAUGGUAGACCGCAUCGACACACCUUCAAGAACUUCAUAAACGAUGAUGAGGGAUGGUGGGCUCUCGGCUGGAUAGCUGCGUACGAUCUUACUCAAGACCAUCGUUACCUCACCCAAGCGCAGAUCAUUUUUAGAGACAUGUAUUCCGUUUUCGGGAAAAUAAAUUGCAGCAGAAACAACGCAGGCGUCGGCGGGAUCUGGUGGGAUAAGAACCAUACAUACGUGAACGCCAUCGCCAACGAACUCUUUUUCAGCACCGCUGCCUCGCUCGCCAACCGUGCGGGAAGUUCAUCCGGCGGGCUAUCGUACCUGGAUAUAGCGAAGAAGCAACUGGCCUGGUUCAGAGGCACAGGCAUGAUCCAAAGUAAUUUCACCAUUAACGAUGGUCUGGACCAGCAGACCUGUCGAAACAACGGAGGUACUAUCUGGACCUACAAUCAAGGUGUCAUCCUCGGUGGUCUAGUCGAGCUCAGCAAAGCGACUAGCGACAAGUUCUACAUUGAUACAGCCCACAACAUUGCCAACGCAGCCAUCGCUACGCUUGCUCCGUCCGGCAUCUUGAGGGGAUUCUUGCGAGCCGAAUUGUGGCGCGGAUGGCUCGCAAUUCAAAGGAAUCUUCGUCAGGAAUUUGCUUGUCCUGCACAAAGCAAGCCCAAGGGACCUAUACAAAGACUUCUUCAAGCGUAA